This is a messenger RNA of Aedes albopictus (Asian tiger mosquito), 640 nucleotides long. RefSeq lists its product as uncharacterized. Bases 1 to 423 code for a protein of 140 amino acids. Lineage: Eukaryota; Metazoa; Arthropoda; Insecta; Diptera; Culicidae. The transcript has 2 exons. The record is from RefSeq and is a predicted model, not a curated record.
AUGCCGUACACCGGAACAUGGGCACCCGCAAACCUAACGCUGAACAAAUUGGAGGACAAACAACUGGAACGGACGAUCGUAGUUGACAAUCGAGUGUCGAAGCAAAUGUACGAAAUGCGCGUUCCCGCCCGCUACCGGAGGUCCCCGGAGAACGAUCCACAUGUGGAUGUACCAAAUCGAACAGCUGGAGUUCUGCUUGAACAAUCAACCCGCCUACACAUCCUGCCACAUGGAAAAUUAUCUGAUGAACCGUGGCAAGAAGGACGACAAUCGUUACCAGCUGCGCAAUUUCUCCUAUCCCAUGCGGACGAUACGCUUCGUUACUUUGCCACGAUGACUCAAAGGAGAUCAACAUGGCGAUCCGAUGAGUCAAGCUGCACUGGUUGCAGAUUGCGUACCCCAGCGCAUCCGAAAGCGAUCUGAUCGAUUACCUAACGCACGAUUCCGCCCGGGAGGGCUGGCACCUCAAGACGGGACCCCAACGGCCGACAACUACAAUCUGGACGACCGGAAUUUCAUGUACCCGCUGGAUACCAACCCGACGACCCGCUGGAUGCCAAACCAUAGGGGGGAGAUUUUCCUCGGCAACCACCUGGAUGGGUAAAGCGUGCGGAUAUGGGCACCGUUUGGGGCGAAGGUC